CCAGCUCAUCAUGGACUCCGAGUACGUCCUAUGCUCUUGGAAAGGCCGACUAUGGCCAGCAAAGGUUUUGUGCACACGUGGGACUUCACCAAAAACGAAGCCCGAAAAGGCGAUUUCUCUAGAAGUUCAAAUCCUCCCAGUAGAUGAAAAAGUCAAGGUGAAAAGCACAGACGUGAAGACCCCAACUAAGUUUGAAAUGGAAGACAUUGCCGCCUCUGCAGCGGCACAGACGAAGCUCGGUGCCCCACUCAGAGAGAAGAUGGGGUACAGAGGAACCCUUCAGGUGGCCCUGGAGAUUCUGAAAGAGAGAACAAAUCUGGCUGGAGGAAGGAAACCACAUGAACUAGAGAGCACCACGCCCUCUCAGCUUUCUCCAAAGGUGCCUGAAAAGCCAGCCAGUUCUGUCCCUCGUGAAGAUGAUUGGAGAUGCAAAGGCGACUUAAGGAGGAGUCUUGGGAAGAGGGAAAACCCAAGAUCACCGACGGUCCCUUCAGAGAGUAAGCGUGCCCUGCGGGAUGACAGGUCACAGGAGCCCACAGCCAUUGCCCCUACUCCAGGCACCCUGCCCGGGGACAGGUCAGGGGCGCCCAGGGCCAUUGCCCCUACUCCAGGAGCCACGCUCAGUGGCAGGUCACAGGCACGCAGGGCCAUUGCCCAUACUCCAAGUGCCCUGCGAGGUUACAGGUCUUGGGUGCACAGGGCCAUUGCCCCUACCCCAGGCUGCCUGGACAGUGACAGGUCACAGGCGCACAGGGCCAUUGCCCCUGCUCGAGGCACCAAGCGUGGUGGUAGGUCACGGGCAUGCAGGUCCAUUGCCCCUAAACCAGGCUCCCUGUGCAAGGACAGGUCACAGGCGAGCAGGGCCAUUGACCCUACUUUAGGCGCCAGGCGCGGUGGCAGGUCACGGGCUUGCAGAGCCAUUGCCCUUACUCCAGGUGUCCUGCGUGGUGUCAGGUCACGGGUGCCAAGGGACAUUGCCCCUACUCCAGGCGCCCUGCGAGGUUACAAGUCAUGGGUGUGCAGGGCCAUUGCCCCUACUCCGGGUGCCCUGCGUGAAGACAGGUCAGCAGCACGCACGGCCAUUGCCCCUACUCCAGGUGCCCUUCACAGGGACAGGUCACGGGCCCGCAGCGCCAUUACUUCUAUUCCAGGGACCCUGCGGGGAAACACGUCAUCUGCGUGCAAGGCCAUUGCCCCUACUCCAGGCGCCCUGCGAGGUUACAAGUCAUGAGUGCGCAGGGCCAUUGCACCUAACCCAGGCGCCCGGCGCGGUUACAGGCCAACGGCAGGCACCGCCAUUGCACCUAAUCCGGGCGCCCUGGGCGGGAACAUGUCAGCGGCUCGCACGGCCAUUGCCCCUACUCCAGGCGCCCUGCGAGGUUACAGGUCAUGGGCGCGCAGGGCCAUCGCCCCUACUCCAGGCACUCUGUGCAGUUACAGGUCACGGGCACGCACGACCAUUGCCCCUACUGCAGGCGCCCUGUGAGGUUACAAACCACGGUCCCGCAGGGCCAUCGCCUCCACUCCAGGCACCCUGCGUGGUGAAAAGUCACGUGGGCACACCAGCCUUGCCCCCACCCCAGGUGCUUUGCGAGGUGACAGUUCACGAGCACGCAGGGCCGUUGUCCCUACUACAUGCGCAUUGUGCGAGUUAGGGUCACGGGUGGGCAUAGGCAUUGCCCCUACUGCAGACACCCUGCGUGGUGACAGGUCACUGGUGCGCAGGGCCAUUGCUCCUACUCCAGGUGCCUUGCACUGUGACAGGUCACGAAAACGCACGGCCAUUGGUUCUACUCCAGGAGCCCUGCCCGGUGACAGAUCAGGGGCCAGCAGGGCUACUGCCCCUGCUCCAGGCGCCUUGUGCAGUGAAAGGUCCCACGCACGCAGGAGCAUUGCCCCUACUCCAUGUUUACUGUGCGGGGACAGGUCACGGGUGGGUAUGGGCAUUGCACCUACUCCAGGCGCCCUGCUUGGUGGCAAAUCAAGGAAAUGCAGGGCCAUUGCUAUUACUCCCGGCGCCCUGCAUGGUGGCAGGUCACAGAAACGCAGGGCCAUUGCUCCUACUCCAGAGGCCCUGCACGGUGACGGGUCACGGACUUAUAUGGCCAUUGCUCCUACUCCAGGUGCCCUGCACGGUGACAGCUCACCAGCGCACACGUCCAUUAUUCAUUCUCCAGGCGCCCUGCAUGGUGACAGGUCACCAGCGCACACGGCCUUUCCUUCUACUCCAGGCACCCUGCAUGGUGACGGCUCUCAGGCACACAUGGCCAUUGCUCCUACUCCAGGCACGAUGCACGGUGACAGCUCAACAGCGUGCACGGCCAUUGCCCCAUCUCCAGGGGCCCUGCGAGGUGGCAGGUCAUGGAAAUGCAAGGCCACUGCUUCUACUCCAGGUGCCCUGCACGUUGAGAGGUCACCAGCACUCAGGGCCAUUAUUCCAACUCCAGGCACCCUGGGCCGUGACAGCUCACCAGGGCGCACGUCCAUUAUUCCUUCUCCAGGUGCCCUGCAUGGUGACAGGUCACCAGCGCACACGGCCAUUGCUUCUACUCCGGGCGCCCUGCACGGUGACAGCUCUCAGGCGCACACGGCCAUUGCCCCUACUCCAGGCAUCAUGCGCGGUGACAGCUCAACAGCUCGCAUGGCCAUUGCCCCAUCUGCAGGGGCCCUGAGAGGUGACAGGUCAUGGAAACGCAAGGCCAUUGCUUCUACUCCAGGUGCCCUGCGUGGUAACAGGUCUGACAGGUCACGGAAACGCAAGGCCAUUGCUCCUACUCCAGGCGCCCUGGGUGAUGACAGCUCAACGGCCAUUGCCCCUACUCCAGGGACCCUGCGAGGUGACAGUUCGCCAGCAAACACGGCCAUUGCUUCUACUCCAGGCACCCUGCGCAGUGACACCUCUCAGACACACAAGGCCAUUGCUCCUACUCCAGGUGACCUGGGCGGUGACAGCUCAUCAGCGCACAGGGCCAUCGCUCCUUCUCCAGGUGCCCUGCAUGGUGACAGGUCACCAGCACACACGGCCAUUGCUUCUACUCCAGGAGCCCUGCAUGGUGACGGCUCCCAGGUGCACACGACCAUUGCUCCUACUGCAGGCGCCCUGCGCAAUGACAAGUCAUGGAAACGCAAGGCCAUUGCUCCCACUCCAGGCACCCUGCACUGUGACAGCUCACGAACGUGCACCGCCUUUGCUCCUACUCCAGGCGCCCUGCAUGCUGACAGGUCACCAGCGCACCAGGCCGUUACUCCUACUUCAGGCGUCCUGCACUGUGACAGCUCAAGAGAAAGCAGGGCCGUUGCUCCUAUUCUAGGCGCCCUGCACCGUGUCGGCUCUCAGGCACACAAGGCUAUUGCUUCUAAUCCAGGCUCUCUGCGCAGUGACAGCUCACCAUUUCACACAGCCAUUGCACCUAUGCCAGGGGCCCUGCGGGGUACCAGGUCACGGAAACGCAAAGCCAUUUCUCAGACUCCAGGCACCCUGCGUGGUGACAGCUCAGGAGAACGCACGGCCAUUGCUCCUAGUCCAGGCGCCCUGCACGGUGACAGGUCACAGACACAUAUGGCCAUCGAUCCUACUCCAAGCGUCCUGCGCUGUGACGGCUCACCAGCGUGCAUGGCCAUUGCUCCUACUCCAGGUGCCCUGGGCAGGGACAGGUCACGGGCGCUCAUGGCCAUUGCUCCUACUCCAGUUGGAAUGCAAGCACAUGUGUUGCAAAGCCCCCGAGCCUGCCAGGAUUCCCUGACACUUUCGCGGCAUGUUUGUGAGAAAAAGGGGAAGAAAAGGGCAAACGCCUCAACUCUUAUGUCCCUGCCUCCCGCAGUAACGGAGGAGGGUGCAUCUCGGCCCCCAGGUCUCACCAGGCCUGCGCCCCCCGCUCUGAAGGAAGAGACACUGGACGACCGCCCGAAGAAAACCCUGACUGCUUCCCCGGAAUGUUCUCCCUUCUCGGGGAGCAUUCAGGACCCUGGAGAGGGUGCCUGGAAGCCAGGCUGGGCAGGUAUGGCCGCAUCCUCUGUGUCCCGUCAGCACAGGCUGCCUUCUUCACUCCGGCUUGCCAAUAGAAAAAGGAAGCGUCCAGGUCCAGAUUUUCAGAGGAGACCUCAAGGACCUCAGACGCCUGGUGACGCUAAGCUUGCUAAUCCUGUCACCACCGUUCAAAGGGCUGACGGUAAACAGGAUGGGCAGCCCGCCAGCCUUGCUUUUCCACAGGAGCCACGUCCCAUUGAAAGGGGAACCAUGGUCUGGUUCAAAUUUCAAGAUCAUCCGUUUUGGCCAGCAGUGGUCAAGAGUGUCAGCAACACAGACAAGACCGCGAGGGUGCUCCUGCUUGAGGCCAACCUGCAGCACGGAAAGCAGGGCAUUCGAGUUCCUCUUCGAAGGCUGAAGCACCUGGAUUGUAAGGAGAAAGAGAAACUGCUGAAGAGAGCCCAGAAGGCCUACAAGCAAAGCGUCAACUGGUGCUUCUCACUGAUUUCCCACUACAGAGAAGGACUGGUCCGGGGUUCUUUCCAGGGCUCUUUCCUGGACUAUUAUGCCGCAGACAUCAGCUACCCAAUCAGGAGAGCCAUCCAAGAGGGAGACCUGCAGAUUGACUUUCCAAAGGUGAAUUAUGGCGACCUGGAAGACUGGGAGGAGGAGACCUCCCUGGGCGGGAAGAGGCCUUGCAGGAAAAUCCUCCCGGACCGGAUGAGGGCCGCUCGGGACCGAGGCAACCAGAAGCUGGUGGACUUCAUCGUGAAGAGAAAGGGGGCCGACCCCCACCUUCUGGACAUCUUGCAAGGCAGGAAGCAGUCCAGGUGGCUGACCGAGUUUCUGAAGCCACGCAAGGACUUGCGCUGCAUUGAAACAUACCUGGAGGAUGACGAUCAAUUGGAAGUCGUGGCCAAGCAUUUACAAGAAAUCUACAAGCAAAUUGACAAGACCAUGCUGACUCUGAUAAGGGAUGACAAAGUCAAUUUUGUGCUGGAAGUUCUUCUGCCGGAAGCCAUGAUUUGUGCCAUCGCCGCGCUUGAUGGGCUGGAUUACAAGGCAGCAGAGGAGAAGUAUCUGCGAGGACCACCUGUGCAUUACCGGGAGAAAGAGCUGUUUGACAGAAAUAUCUUAAAGAAGGCAAGAAGGGAACCAGCAACCACGCGUAAAGCUAAUUAGCUCCCCCCUCCCCACUCCCUCCCGCACCCAUACCUUUGCAGGGAGCUGCCUCCUUUCUAGAAUUAAUGAGAAAGCCUCCUCCCUUCCCCAACGCGUGUAAGUAUGUUCUGGAUAUUCGAGACUUUGGGAACGUGAGGAAUUCAUUUGGGGCCCAUCUCUCGCAUGUGGUGGUGGCACAUUCGUCACCAUGUCUUCAUCGCAAACUCGUGAAGAGCUAUUUUGUUAAACGAUUGCAAACCCUUGCGAUUCCCUCAGCGCCUUUGGAUGUGUAGUUGUCCCGAUAGGUUUGAAAGACAAGAGCAUUGAUUUUCAUAACAUGUCUUUUGACUGGACUUGGUACUUUCAUUUAGGACCUAUAUCCUUUUACACAAAAAGCCACUGGUAUCAGCUUUUAAACAACAAUAAUUUUUAAAGCCUAAUGUAUAUUUUUAUGGAAACAUCGGUGAGACUUUU
Messenger RNA from Symphalangus syndactylus (siamang), 5602 nucleotides. It is a transcript of the gene PWWP4, whose product is annotated as PWWP domain containing 4. The record is from RefSeq and is a predicted model, not a curated record. Lineage: Eukaryota; Metazoa; Chordata; Mammalia; Primates; Hylobatidae.